AUCGGUCAUUUUCGGUAAUCCUCGACUUUAUUCGACAACUGUCGGCUGCACUUUCCAGUUCGGUGUAUAUCGAUACGUUAUAUCGUGCAAAAUGCUUGCUCUCUGUUAAUAUUUUUAUACCUGUUUCUCUUUUACGGUACAAAAUGGCGACCACACGACUGCUGGUAAAGAAAAUAGCCCAAUGAUCAACAAAUGUGGUCCAUUGCCUUGACUGUUUGCAGAGAAACCGACUGCGGUAUAGAAGGAAUAGUACUAUUGUUCAUAUUUCCAAUUUAGUUGCUCAUCUAUGUGGCCUUGCAGUUGAUACAUCGCUGACUUCUGUCAUUCGAGGAUUAGUUUGCGUUUCAUUAUCAUCGAACCGGCAGGGCCACAUUUAAUUCUUCGAUACCGUAAUGUGAUACACUUCACACAGAAGUUUUAUUCAUCUAGCUUAGGAUGGCAGUACUUUGGUCAGGACGGCCAGGUUGGCUGGGUAAACUGGGUUUAUUGUUACUGGCCGCAUGGUUCUGUGUAUUAGUUUUAUCUGUUUCACGUGUAUUCAGAGAUAGUGCUUCAUCUACUCAAGAUCCUAGCUCCGGUCAAAAAGAAAAUGCCCAACGAUUAGCACAUAUGGUCAGUGAAUUUGAAAUUCUGAAGAAACAGAAUGAGGGACUCAGGAAUAUCAUUUUAGGUGAUGGAUUAAAAUCAAUUUCUGGAGAUCAUUUAGGUAUGUUACAAGAAAAAUAUAAAAAGAACCCAGCAUACUAUGAUUUGUUAGACCAUCAAGAUGGCCCUAAAACUGGUGUGCCAUCUUUAGAAUAUGAAGUACUGCGCAGAAGAAUACGAAACAAUGUACAAGAAAUGUGGUAUUACAUGAAUGCCGAAUUAAAAAAGCUCAAGAAAAAUAGUGAUGCACUGACAAAUGGCCAAGUGGAGAAUUAUGUUGAAAUUUCACUUAAAAAUAUAUGGGAACAUAAAAAAUCACUGAUUAUGGAUAUUGAUAGGCUCACCAAGGCCGAUGGUUACGAUGCGUGGAGAGAAAAGGAAGCAAAGGACUUAUCCGAUCUCGUUCAAAGAAGAUUCAGAGCUUUACAAAAUCCCAGUGACUGUAACAAAGCCAAGAAGUUAAUAUGUAGUUUAAAUAAAGGCUGUGGAUUUGGAUGCCAGAUACAUCACGUCACUUAUUGCUUCUUAGUGGCUUACGGUACUGAAAGAACUCUUAUACUGAAGUCAAAAGGUUGGCGUUAUCAUAAAGAAGGUUGGGAAUCAGUUUUCAAGCCAGUAAGUGAUACGUGUACGUCAACUAGUGGUACUUCCCAUGCAAAUUGGCCUGGAGAUCCAUCAAAACAAGUGCUCUCAUUACCAAUAGUGGACACCGUCUACCCAAAGCCCAAAUUCCAGCCACCAAGUGUACCAGCCGAUUUAGCCCACAGACUAGAACGUCUCCACGGUCAUCCUUUAGUUUGGUGGGUAGGCCAAGUCUUGAAAUAUUUGAUGCGCCCUCAUGAUAACACGAAAACACUUCUGGACUAUUCGAAAGAAAAACUUGGCUUCAAGAAGCCCAUCGUGGGAAUUCAUGUUCGUAGAACGGAUAAAGUCGGUACCGAAGCAGCCUAUCACGAUAUAGACGAAUACAUGGUGAAAGUGGAGCAAUAUUUUGAUCAGUUAGAGACUAAGCCCGAUGUGAAGAGAGUCUUCAUAGCCAGUGAUGAUCCAAAAGUGAUAACCACUGCAAGAAAUCGAUAUCCAAAUUAUGAAAUAAUUGGCGAUCCGGAAAUAGCCGAGACUGCAUCCGUAGCAAAACGAUAUUCCGAUAGUUCGUUACGAGGAAUCAUCGUAGAUAUUCACCUUUUAUCUCUGAGUGAUUAUUUGGUCUGCACUUUCAGCUCUCAGGUCUGUCGGGUCGCUUAUGAGUUGAUGCAAACUCAUUACCCUGAUGCGUAUGAUCGCUUCGCCUCCUUAGAUGACGUAUAUUACUACGGUGGUCAGAAUUCGCAUCCCCACGUAGCAAUAUUAGAUCACAUUCCGAGGCGCAGUGGCGAAUUGGAAUUGAAGGUCGGCGAUCCUGUCGACGUCCAGGGUAACCAUUGGGACGGUUACUCGAAAGGUCGCAAUACGAGGACUAAUACGGGGGGACUAUUUCCCAGUUUUAAGAUUAAGAAUCCCGUUGAGGCUGUAGAAUUUCCGAAGUAUCAGAAUGUGCCCUUAGAAGAAACAAAGGAAAACUAAGAAGAUAUGGCCGUUUAGUGUAUACAAAGUGAGGACUGUUGCAAUCUAACGGGUAUCGUUUUUACGUAUCUCCUACAUAACUACUGUAAUGUCCCACCUUAAGAGUAAUGACGGAUUUCAAUGAUUCCCCUACAAUUAUAUUUUUCCCUGUACUGUCCGACUAUUUUCUAUUUAAAAUAGCAGGCUUCACGUGAAAAACCCGCGAUCGUCGUACUAGUUGAUUCUUCAUAUAAAAGAUACAGUAUACUGCGUCUGCUAGGGAUUCAGAAUCUUGUCGCUCAUUCAAAUUACGAAUUUAAUCCGCUGCCCUUGGGAGCAACUCGCAAUUCAUUUAGGAUUACGAUGUCCUGCCUGACGCAUCCCUCUUGGCUAAAGGCAGCGUUGUCGUCAUCCCGAAUCAAUUUCUAGGAAUACAAAAUAUUUAUAAUAAUUUCCACAAACAACAAGUCGAAGUUUAGGGAGUGUGAUCGUUCAGUUAAUGAAAGAUUUAAUUGUAACGCGUCCAAUCUAAGUCUCAAACCUCUAAUGACUUUUAUAAUUAUGGGACAUGUUAAAUAUUAAUUUUAAAUACUCUACGUGCAAGAUAGGCAAGCGAAGGAACAAAAAAGAGAAAGAAUUAAACGAUUUUUAUUAUAUGUACUAGGUCACUGUAUUUACAUAUUCAAACUGACAAUUGUGCCAAUGCAUUUAUCAUCAAAAUGAAUAUAUUAAUAAUUCAGUUCAUCGUCGGUGGCUCACAGAUUUGCGACAAUUCGAGAAAAAAAAACAAUCAUUUUUCGCGUUGGUACUGAAUAAAUCAUUGUGCACACAACAGCUUGACAUAUCGGGACAGUAUAAAUUUUAAAUUGAAGUAUGUGAUUUGAUAUGAACAAAAUGUAAUAUAAUUAUCCUAAUGCGAAUUUUAGAUUAAUUAAGACGUUAAGUGCCGAGCUACCGGUUGAUAUUCGUUUUUCGUUCACGCCGUUUGAUGCUACUUAUUCAUUAUUGAUGAACGCGUCGGUAACCGAUGACCAAAGUGGCUUGAACGAAGAAAUUUUACUGUUGGUCACCGAUGACUGAUAUGCCGCUUAACUUGUUAAAAAGCUCUCAUUUACCAAACAAACGAAUUCUAUCGCCUUUAUACUUUAAUUGUUUUUUUUAACCUUUUAAUGCUGCAAGAAAAUACCUUGUCCCUGAAUAGACAAAGAAAAUUUAUAGUGGCAAACAUGCAUUGACGCAUGCGUGGACUAGGCGUUUCUUUGGAAUACUUAGUUAACAGAAGUUCUAUAUUUUAAAAACUAUUCUAUUCUAUUCCGUCGCAAUGUCAUUUCCUGAAGGGUUUACUACAAUAGAAGUUACUGCUCUUAGUCCCAAUACUGGGUAUGUACUACGGAACACAUGCUGCAUUAAAGGGUUAAAAUGUGUGGCCUCUGUGGUGUUGGUCGAUUUAUCGUAAGCUUUAAUGACCGAUACUUUAGAAAAUUAUCACAUGUAAAAGUCCGCGUAGGCUCAGCUAUCGCGCAUACAAAAUUUGUUAUAACGAAGAUGGAGGUAUAAUUACAUGUCUAUGUAUAUUAUUGCAUUUCGACAAUUUUCAGAGCUUACCGUGCGGCGCAUAUUUUUAAUGCAGAUUCUAAAGGAAAUUCUUAAUUAUAAAUAUACACCAGAUUCAAGUAAUUUGAUAAGUGGACGUCGAGCUGGGCUUGAGGCCUACAUAUGAUUAAAAUUGUGGGGCCGUCCCCUAUAUAAAUAUUGUAAUAUAUUUUAUACUAAACUGAAAAUAUAAACGAGAAUCGUUAUUAUAUUGUACAAUUAA
Molecule: messenger RNA, 4003 nt
Organism: Cephus cinctus (wheat stem sawfly)
Lineage: Eukaryota; Metazoa; Arthropoda; Insecta; Hymenoptera; Cephidae
Gene: FucT6
Product: alpha-(1,6)-fucosyltransferase
Exons: 8
Coding region: 436-2208 (590 amino acids)
Biological process (GO): protein N-linked glycosylation
Cellular component (GO): Golgi cisterna membrane
Molecular function (GO): glycoprotein 6-alpha-L-fucosyltransferase activity; protein binding
Source: RefSeq, a predicted model, not a curated record